Molecule: messenger RNA, 4098 nt
Organism: Styela clava
Lineage: Eukaryota; Metazoa; Chordata; Ascidiacea; Stolidobranchia; Styelidae
Source: RefSeq, a predicted model, not a curated record
AAUUGCUUUCUGUCUUUACAGAUCUAUAACGCAAUCAGCAAUUGAGUUAUAUAUUUAAUAGCUACUGGUAUCAGUUUUUUCGACUGCUUCUAUCCCUGUGUUGGAUAAUACAGUAAUAUUUUCAUCAGUCAAUGAGGAAAUAUCAUACUCUGAUAUUGAAAUCAAAAAUCUAAUUAUGCUGAAAAUGAAUGAUAGGUUUCAUAGAGCUGCUAAAGACGGUUAUUUGGAACCAUUAAAGCAGGCAACAAAGAAAGACUUGAAUCAGCAAGAUGAAGGAGGAAUGACUCCUACAUUGUGGGCAGCCUAUCAUGGGAAUAUUGAUGCUUUACGACUUUGCUGCAGUCGAGGUGGGGAUCCAGACAAAUGGGAUUAUACUGGCAAUACAGCACUACAUUUUGCAUCUGCAAACGGCCAUCUCAACUGUCUUACUUUUCUUGUAAAUUUUGGAGCAAAUAUAUGGCAAAUGGACAAUGAUUAUCAUACUAUUAUGGAUGUUGCGGCAAUUCGUGAGCAGCAUGCAUGUGUCCAAUAUUUAGAUGGUGUGAUUGUAAAACAAAAGUCAAUGGACAAAAAGAAAGUUACAAAUCUCCAAGACAAAGCAAAAAAGGCAGCUGAGAAACGAAUAAAAGCAUAUGAAAAAAUGCAGAAACAGCAACAAGAUAAACUUGACAAAAUACAUCGAAGUUCUAGCACCAAUGGUCCACUUGAGAAAGAUUCAAGCAAGGAUACUAAAAAGAGUCAACGAAAAUCAAGCACAAGCAACCCUGUUCAAAGUGAAUUUCGAAUAUCAGAUGGUAAUGCAUCUGCUGGUGGAAGAACUGUUAAAUCCAUUGCAGGAUUCCAUUCAGAGAAAAAUGCUGGUAAUGUUAUGUACAUGCCAUCUGAAACAAUGCCCUCACGUGGUCCAAAACCGAAUAAUGAUUCACAAGGCAGAGCAUCUUUACGUAACAUGUUCACUGGUCAAGAUAGUAUGUCUACUGGUGCAAGUUCAGGGUAUGAAUCACAGAGAUUCGGAACUAUGGCACUCAGGUCCAAUUUUAAGUUGGCAAAUUCAAUGUAUUCUGCAGCAGCAGAUGCAGAAAGAGAAGAUGACAGUGAUAUUCCCUCCAGUAGUAGUCAAGUGUUUAAUGGAGCCGGUGCUUCUUCCAGUCUUGGUUCAUUUCCAAUGGUUCAGGAUCCCAGUAAUGGAUGGUCAGAUGACGAUGAUGAUAUAAACAAUGGUUUUGAUGAACCAUCAGAAGUUGACACGUUUCUCGCAAGUUUAUAUCUUUCUGAAUAUUCCAAAUUAUUCAAGGAAGAGAAGGUUGAAAUGGAAGUUUUAAUGACAUUCACGUUGGAUGAUCUGAAAGAACUCGGCCUGGCAUUUGGUCCACGCAAGAAAAUUAAGAAUGCAAUUGAUGAACGAAAGGCUGCAUUGGAAUCUAAUGUUGAAAUGGAACUCACUGAAUUCUAACAUAGAUUAUGGCAAAGUCACUAAUUAUGCAGUGGAAGUUUUAACCUCGUUGCCUUUGCUGUUUUCAAUUCUAUUUUCUUCAUUUUUUCGCAUUGUUUUUAUGUGGUGACAAUAUUAGGUUAGAGAGUUUCUCAAAACUUCUGUUUUAGAUGUGCUCCAAUUUAUAAGGGAGAUUGAAUCUGAACUAGUUUCAACUGGUUGGUACCCGAUUAAAGGGUCGUUAAAAGGUCUGCCAUAUGAACAAUUUUAUCAUUUUGAGUUUACCUCAUUAAUGGCCAAAAUGUGGUUAAAGUCUCAACAUAGAACUGUCACAGGUUGUACAUACCGUAAGUUGAAUUUAUAUACUAAUUAGGAAUUUUGUUUUUGCUCGAGAUAGAAAACUGAAUGUAACCAAAAUACAUUAUUAGCCUAGUUAUAGUAUUCAACAAAAAUCAAAUGCAAUGGUACCAAAUAUCCAACCUUUUUCCUAACCAUACUUCAUCAGCCCACAUAUUUUUCUCGUUUUUAAUUUCUAAAGUCAUGAUUAUGGUAAAUGUUGGUUUAAGAUAUGCUGUGGUGUGAAUGGUGAUAUUAAUCUUGAGGCCAUUUAACAAAAAAAGAUAAAUACCAUGUCUAAUUUAUACAUCUGGGAUACUUUCACCUGACGACUAUGUAAUAAAACAUCUCCAUCUGGUGUAUAGUUGAGUGGCAGAUUUACAUGAAUGUAAAUAUCUACACCUUUUUUCUGUCUAUUUUUAAAUGUACUUUUAUGGAUUUUGUGUGUCACUGUAAAUAUAAAUCUGUAGUAUAAAUAAUACAUUGAAUAUCGUACUCUCCAAUUUGAAUACUUUAAUUGUUUUUUUCAAGACUUGAAUCACUCCUAUUUUUGAUUCUGCUCGUUUUGAAAUUUUUAUUUUUGCUUUGUUCAUUUGCUGCUUUCUUUUCAGUACUUCAUUAAGCAAUUUAAAUUAUGACUGGGAUAAUUGUGGAAUAAAAUAAUUUGAGAAUCAUAUAAAAUUUUUAAUCUUAAUGAUUAUGCUACAAUAAUAGCAAGUGUGCAUUCAAAUAUACUUAUUGGUCUGUUGGUUAUUGAAAGUGCUUUUUCAUAAACUGUUCCCCUUUAAUCACUGUAUUUUUUAUAUCAAAAAUUAAAACUGUAUAUUCUAUCUCACAAACACAAGUUCAAGUGUUAUAUCAACUUUUUUUGUUUCUGUAAAGUCUUCUGAAUCUCUGGGUAUCAUAGAUUCUAUGAUACAUACCCAGAUUCAGAGGACUUCACUUUAUGAUAACGAAGAAAGUUUAACUAACACUUGAACUUCUGUUUGUGUAUGUUAUACCCAAAAGUUUCAGUAAUUUGAGAUGCUUCGCACAAAAGUUAAGUUUUCUCUAGAAUAUGUUUCAAAUGACCUGGGUUCUGUUUCUUCAAGUUUAUUUCAGAAUUCCUAAAAAUCUUUGUGACAACUCCGUACACCCCCCUUUAGUUUCUUCGUGCUGCCUAUAAAAUGUUUAUCUUUCAAGCAUCACCUCUAUCUGUAGAUUGCUAUAGAAAGACGAACUCACGCUUAGCUGAUCAUGAAGUCAUGUUUCUUCAAUUUGAGCAACAUCAUGAUUUAUUCCAGGAUUUAAAUUUAGAAAUGAUUUUUUUCUAAUACCUAUUUUCAUCAUCGUCAUAUUUUUAUCAUUGUGAUUUAUUUAGCUUUGAUAGUUUCAACAAUUUUGUAAUAAUUUCACUGUAUUUGUCUGUAGAUGCUGCAAUUAUAUAACUGUAACUGAUUAUGGUACUCCGAUAUUUUCAAUCAUUCAUAUAUACAUUUUUAAUCCUAUUAUAUAAAUCAAGUUAUAAUUUUAAAUGAUCUUACCUUAAAUAUACUUUUCAAUUCACCUAAUUACCUUUUUGCCUGUCGUUUUAGCGUUCUUUUGAAAAUCAGUUCUAUCACGGACACGGUGUAGUUUUAGCAGUAGUAGAUAUUUUUAAAGCAUUGGUUCUCAAAGUUUUUUAACCGUGUUCCUUUUUAGAAUUUAUCAAGUCUCGCGCCCCACCUCAAAAAUAACUAGCUUACAAUAAGCUUCAAAUAACAGAUAGUAAGGCGAAAGUAUGUUUUAUUUGAAACGAGAAAUAUGUGGAUGGACUUGCAAUCUUAAGCAAUGAAAAGAUAUAAAUAUUUAAAAUAAGGUGGGUGAGAUCAAAUCUAACAAAUAUUUUUAACUAGCUCCACAUCAUUUCAUGAAAAUUGUCAUUGUGGGGUUUGAGAACCACUGCUUUAAAGGAAUAUUUAGGAAAUAUGGAUUGAUCAUAGACAUUGGUUUGUAAUGUGCCAAAAGGGUCUAUGUUACUUAUAUCCUUUUCGUCUGACAGUCAAAAUUUAUUGUCAAUGUGACAGUUCAUAUGGUACUAACAUUCCGAAAUAAUUUGGUUGUUUAUGUUAUGUAUUGGUACAUAUUUGCAUUUAGAUAUAAUUAAUAGAUAUUUAGCAACCAGUAAUGUUCCGUAUUCAAGUAGAUGGAUUAUGAAAUGAUGAUAUGGCCAUUUGUCAGUAUUUUUAAUUGAAAAAUUACUGUAUUUUAUUUUGUGAUCUCAUCCGAUUCUGUUUGUCAUUUCCAUGACAAUGGAGUAGCUCUUUCGUUUAUUUUGUUAUAUGAAUAAUAUUCAAAUAAUUUGCUCCAGA